AAGAUGGCAGACGAAGUGUGUGAAAUACUGAAGAAUGAACCAUGAUCGACAACUUAACAGAAAAUAUGUACGGUAUCAAGUUACUCGUCAGCAAAGAUUUUAAACAGAACAAUGUAUGGGGGUCUUUUAACAAGACGGAGGCAGUCGAAACGAGUGCUGUCAACGUGUCAAGAGUGAACCAGACAAUAUAUUCACUCAGCGACGAUGAGUACAUAUUCGACAGAACGGAUGUUAGAGCCAUAUUCAUUACCCUCUAUACGAUCGUGUUCUGUUGCUGUUUUUUUGGUAACUUGCUCGUUAUCCUCGUGGUUACUUUAUCGAGGCGGCUGCGCUCCAUAACCAACUUCUUUUUGGCGAACCUCGCCGUGGCAGAUUUAUGUGUCGGCGUGUUUUGUGUCUUCCAAAAUUUGACUAUAUAUCUUAUACCGAGUUGGGUGUUCGGUGACUUCUUGUGUAAGAUGUACCAGUUUGUACAUUCCUUGAGCUACACGGCGUCUAUAUUCAUCUUAGUGGUGAUAUGCACAGAGAGAUACUUCGCUAUAAUACACCCCAUCACUUGCAAGCAAAUCCUCACUUCGACGCGACUUAGGUUGGUGAUUCUUGGCGUCUGGAUUACAAGUGCAGCGUACAGCGCUCCUAAGUUCAUUUGGGUGGAGACCAUAACGAAUGACCUGGGCGACGGGCACAUGGAAACAAUAUGUAUUCCACACCGAAGGAAAUACAACUCUGAAUUAUUCGACAUGGUGAACUUUGGCCUUCUCUACGUGACUCCGUUGUGCGUCAUGACGGUCUUAUACACUCGCAUCGCUGUGGGGCUGUGGCAGAGCUCCCACGCGCUGCAACAUUUGGAGCGAGUGCAGUGCUGCGCCACACAGUUCCCACGACCAGAAAAAUCUAAUAAUACUGCUUAUGAUGCACAACGAACCCUCAUUGGCACCAAUGAUGAUAAGAGAAUGUGUUCCAUACAAUUUUUGAUGCCAUUCUAUGGAAUUCUUACUAGAAGCUACGAGUUUUUACGCACAGAAAGUGGCUACGAUGAGCAGCAGCACCCAGUCGGGGAAGACAACGACAGCGAAAGCGACCCGCGGACACGAAACGCGCAACUGUCACCACCUCAGCCACUUGUCGCGUAACGUGUUGCGUGCGCGCCGCGGGUCGUGCGCAUGCUCAUAGUGGUCGUGCUUACCUUCGCUAUAUGCAAUCUUCCCUUCCACGCUCGAAAGAUGUGGCAGUACUGGUCCAGUGGAUACGAGGGCUCCAGCGACUUCAGCACUCUCCUCACGCCGCUCACGUUCCUCAUCACCUACUUCAACUCCGGCAUAAAUCCACUCUUAUACGCUUUCCUGUCCAAAAAUUUUAGGAAAGGUAUGAAAGAGCUCAUAUUCUGUAAUUGUCAUGGAAAAAGGAAGAGCGAAAACUUAAUACUAUUAAAUCCCGUGGGAGGCGUCGGCCUGCGCAGGAGUUCGACUCGCUCCACUCGCGCCAACUGCAGCACGGUCACCAUAGCGCCGAAUGGGGAAUCAUGAGACAUGCGUCGGCGGCGCUUCCUGUACAAGGUGGAAAAUAUAGAUAUUUCCUGAUUAACAGAGAGCACCGACGAAGUGACUGACAGCAGCGGCUUCUACACUGUCUCUACUGUCUCUAGGCGGGAUCUCUACGACUAGACACUAGAGAUGUGCACCAGCAGGCGCUGACGUCACUUGUUCCAUAUAAAACUUUUAAAGACUUCUUACAAACUUCUCUGAUUAGCUACGACGCUAACUGUGAGUAAGUGUGAGUGAUUGUGAACUUAGUGAUCUCGCGAGCUUAAACCUAGAGUACGUAUGUUAUUAGAUGGAUUAACUAGUGCUAGUGAAGGAGUUAAGACCAAACGUUACAUAUCUUUCGGUUAUCUUUAGUUUAUCCAUUUGAUGAAAAAAGCUUAAUUUGUUGUUAGAUAGGCAGUUUAAAACUAAAUAGUUGAAAAAGUGUUUCAUAUAAAAAUAUUGUAAAAAUGUAAAUAUCGUAUUAAAUUGUUCGAAUUGAAGUAAAUGUAUCUAAAUGUAUCGGUGGCUGGUGUAAAUAUAGAUAUGAUGUAAGUAUAUUACGAACCAAGAUGUUGUGAAUUGAUGAAUUUCCAAUCACCCAAUUCGGUUUACAAGAUUUAAGAUGGAGCCUCAGUCAUGAUAACUCGGCUCUGGAAUUGAAGUACAAUAUUUAUAUUCAAUACCGUAAUACCGCUUACCCAGUUAUAGCUGCAUUAGGGGCAGACAGUGACGUCACAACGAUAGAAGUUCUAGGAGAGUGAUAGCAGACAAUAUUAUAUUUACAAUUUCAAAUGUACGACUUAAGUAAGAAUUGUAAAAAUAAUUUCUAAACUGCUGAAUCCAAUAUCACACGAGGUAUA
This is a messenger RNA of Spodoptera littoralis (African cotton leafworm), 2386 nucleotides long. NCBI's taxonomy places the organism in Eukaryota, Metazoa, Arthropoda, Insecta, Lepidoptera, Noctuidae. The record is from the annotation of a GenBank genome assembly.